Lecanosticta acicola is the source of this 936-nucleotide messenger RNA. Lineage: Eukaryota; Fungi; Ascomycota; Dothideomycetes; Mycosphaerellales; Mycosphaerellaceae. The record is from the annotation of a GenBank genome assembly.
AUGUCGAACACCAAGAACAUCCCAGGCGUUCCCCAACCAAAAAAGAAAAUCGAGCUCUUCUCCUCCACCUACUUCGGCGCCUGUACCAUCGGCGGCAUCAUUGCCUGCGGCCCCACUCACACAGCCGUCACACCUCUCGAUCUCGUAAAAUGCCGCCGUCAAGUCGACCCCAAGAUCUACUCUAGCAAUUUCCAAGCCUGGGGCAAGAUCUUCCGCGCGGAAGGCGUACGCGGAGUCUUCUUCGGAUGGGCACCGACCUUCAUAGGAUACAGUUUUCAAGGAGCUGGGAAGUAUGGAGCAUACGAGGUAUUCAAGUACUACUAUGGAGAGAAACUGUUCCCGAAUACACCGAAGACGAUUGUCUAUCUGGGUGCUAGUGCGACGGCUGAGUUCAUUGCCGAUAUGUUCUUGUGUCCGUUUGAGGCUAUCAAGGUUCGAAUGCAGACGACCCUGCCUCCGUACGCGAACAAUUUGAGGGAAGGAUGGAGUAAGAUUGUGCAGAACGAGGGAUUCGGAGGGCUAUACAAGGGACUGUAUCCACUGUGGGCGCGACAGAUUCCUUACACGAUGGUCAAGUUUGCGACGUUUGAGUCUGCCGUUGCGCAGAUCUAUCAGACCCUGGGCAAACCGAAGGAGAGCUACAACAUUCUGCAACAGACCGGCGUCUCGUUCCUGGGAGGCUACAUUGCAGGAAUUGGAUGUGCCGUGGUGUCGCAUCCGGCAGACGUGAUGGUCAGCAAGCUCAAUGCAGAUCGCAAACCAGGUGAGGGAGCUGUUACUGCCAUUGGAAGGAUAUACAAGAACAUCGGCUUUUCGGGACUCUGGAAUGGUCUGCCAGUGAGAAUCGUCAUGAUCGGAACACUCACUGCCUUCCAAUGGCUCAUCUACGACAGUUUCAAGGUGUAUCUGGGCUUGCCGACCACUGGUGGACAUUAG